Capra hircus (goat) is the source of this 2557-nucleotide messenger RNA. RefSeq names its product cochlin (gene COCH). The coding region runs from base 116 to 1768 and encodes 550 amino acids. The transcript has 12 exons. The record is from RefSeq and is a predicted model, not a curated record. Lineage: Eukaryota; Metazoa; Chordata; Mammalia; Artiodactyla; Bovidae.
CAGCUAGAGAAGGGGGCACGAGCUCCCGGGCAGCGGCCUCUCCGGGCUCCCCCUUUCCUUGGCCGCCCCUGGGUUUCCGAGGAGUGCGGUCCGAGUAGCCCCUCUUCCACCAACCAUGUGGGCAUCCUGGAUCCCGGUUCUCUGCCUCGGUGUCUGUCUGCUGCUGCCGCCGGAGCCGGUAGGCAGCGAGGGAGCCGUUCCCAUCGCUAUCACAUGCUUUACCAGAGGCCUGGACAUCAGGAAAGAAAAAGCAGAUGUCCUCUGCCCAGGCGGCUGCCCUCUGGAGGAGUUCUCUGUGUUUGGGCACGUAGUGUACGCGUCUGUAUCAAGCAUAUGUGGCGCCGCUGUCCACAGGGGGGUAAUUGGCAACUCAGGGGGACCUGUGAGAAUCUAUAGCCUGCCAGGUCGAGAAAACUAUUCCUCAGUAGUUGCCAAUGGCAUCCAGUCUCAGACGCUUUCCAGGUGGUCCACUUCUUUCACAGUGACAAAAGGCAAAAGUGGUACCCAGGAAGCCACAGGGCAAGCAGUGUCCACAGCACAUCCAGCAACAGGUAAACGACUAAAGAAAACACCGGAGAAGAAAACUGGCAAUAAGGACUGUAAAGCAGACAUUGCAUUUCUGAUCGAUGGGAGUUUUAAUAUUGGGCAACGCCGAUUUAAUCUACAGAAGAAUUUUGUUGGGAAAGUGGCUCUAAUGUUGGGAAUUGGAACCGAAGGACCACACGUGGGCCUUGUUCAAGCCAGUGAACAUCCUAAAAUAGAAUUUUACUUGAACAACUUUACAUCAGCCAAAGAUGUUUUGUUUGCUAUAAAGGAAGUAGGUUUCAGAGGGGGUAAUUCCAAUACAGGAAAAGCCUUGAAGCAUACCGCCCAGAAAUUCUUCACUGCGGACACUGGAGUGAGAAAAGGGAUUCCCAAAGUGGUGGUGGUAUUUAUUGAUGGCUGGCCUUCUGAUGACAUCGAGGAAGCAGGCAUUGUGGCCAGGGAGUUUGGCGUCAAUGUAUUUAUAGUUUCUGUGGCUAAGCCUAUCCCUGAGGAACUGGGAAUGGUUCAGGAUGUUGCAUUUGUUGACAAGGCUGUCUGUCGGAAUAACGGCUUCUUCUCUUACCACAUGCCCAAUUGGUUUGGCACCACAAAAUACGUAAAGCCUCUGGUACAGAAGCUCUGCACUCACGAGCAAAUGAUGUGCAGCAAGACCUGUUAUAACUCAGUGAACAUUGCCUUUCUGAUUGAUGGCUCCAGUAGUGUUGGAGAAAGUAAUUUCCGCCUCAUGCUUGAAUUUGUUUCCAACAUAGCUAAGACUUUUGAAAUCUCAGACAUUGGUGCCAAGAUAGCUGCGGUACAGUUCACCUAUGAUCAGCGCAGAGAGUUCAGUUUCACUGACUAUAGCACCAAAGAGAAUGUCCUAGCUGUUAUCAGGAACAUCCGCUACAUGAGUGGUGGGACAGCUACUGGGGAUGCCAUUUCCUUUACUGUUAGAAAUGUGUUUGGUCCCAUGAGAGACAGCCCCAACAAGAACUUCCUGGUAAUAGUCACAGAUGGGCAGUCCUAUGACGAUGUUCGAGGGCCUGCUGCUGCUGCACAUGAUGCAGGUAUCACCAUCUUCUCUGUUGGUGUGGCUUGGGCACCUCUGGAUGACCUGAAAGAUAUGGCCUCUAAACCAAAGGAGUCGCAUGCUUUCUUCACAAGAGAAUUCACAGGAUUAGAACCAAUUGUUUCUGAUGUGAUCAGAGGCAUCUGUAGAGAUUUCUUAGAAUCCCAGCAAUAAUCGUGACAUUUUGACAACUGAAAGAAAAAGUGCAAGGGGAUAUAAUGUAUAAGUUGUAUUCUAAUAAUACUGAAAUACUACACAGCAUACUAAAAUCAGAGAAAACUAUUAUAUUAAAGAUGGCAAAAAUGUAAGCAAAUAAGCAUUCAUUUAAAGAUACCUUCUAAUUACAAUUUAAGCUUGAUUGUUCAGAACUCUUCAUAAUCACAAUCCUUAGAAUCUCAGGAAAGAGGAGACAGUGUAGAUUAUUAAGAGUUCUAUUUUAACAUGCAUAUUAAGUGUAUAAAUAUGCAAAUUCUAUACAGCUCAAUAAAAGAACUUGAUAUUUAGACCCAAAGCAACAUUCCUUCUCUAAUUAUUACAUAAGGAAAAUGAAAGACAAAUAGAAAAAAGCUCCUUAACUUAGAUAUUAAAAUAUAUUUUGACCCAAGUAGAUGUCUUGAAGUCAAUCAACAAUAUAGAUUUUACUUAAUACCCUAAAGUUACAGAUGAAAUGGAAGCGAUUUAGGUUACCAAGCCUCUUUUGCAGUGUAUUUUCAUAACUUAUAGCAAAUAUCACACUGAACAAGAUAGCAGCAUUUGCCUGGUAUUUUUCUAUUUAUAUCUUUAAUUUUGUUGUGUAUAGAUGUAUUUGGCUUGUACUCUAAGUCACCAAUGUAUUGAAAAAAAAUUAAGUUGGUAAAAUUUUACUUACCACUUAGAAGCAUUUAGCUUUAAAGAAAAGCACAUCUUCCAAACAGCUGAACUGCAGGAAAGACUAUUUAAGCAAUAAAACUGCUAGUGACUUAA